This is a messenger RNA of Daucus carota subsp. sativus, 1842 nucleotides long. RefSeq names its product probable protein phosphatase 2C 39. The transcript has 6 exons. The coding region runs from base 147 to 998 and encodes 283 amino acids. The record is from RefSeq and is a predicted model, not a curated record. Gene Ontology annotation, biological process: peptidyl-threonine dephosphorylation. Gene Ontology annotation, molecular function: protein serine/threonine phosphatase activity. Lineage: Eukaryota; Viridiplantae; Streptophyta; Magnoliopsida; Apiales; Apiaceae.
CAACGCGGACUAAUACAAAGUAGGGACCAGCUGCUCUUUUCUUACUCACACAAGUAUAUAAACUACUUCCCCAACAUCUCUCUCUACUUGACCGUGUGUUCUGAAUUAUUACCAAGUGUUGUAGUUGUUAAGCAUCAGCAGCAGCUAUGAAUGGAAGAGAUAUCCUCCACAAGAUGAAGGAAAAGGUUGGGUUUGGCUCAUCGUCAGCUGAAAGUGGAAAAGGAAAGAGUAAAAUGUCAAAGCAUGUAACACAUGGAUAUCAUUUGGUAAAGGGAAAAUCAUAUCAUGACAUGGAAGAUUAUGUUUUUGCACAGUUUAAGCAAAUUGACGACAAUGAGCUUGGCCUCUUUGCAAUAUAUGAUGGUCAUUUGAGCCAUGAUAUUCCUGAUUACCUGAAGACUCAUCUGUUUGAGAACAUAAUCAAUGAGCCCGAUUUCUGGACUGAGACUGAGAAGGCAGUCAGACGAGCAUAUCACAUAACUGAUAAAACUAUAUUGGAUAAAGCAAGUGAUCUAGGUAGAGGGGGUUCAACUGCAGUUACAGCAAUUUUAAUAAAUUGUAAAAAGCUGGUUGUGGCUAAUGUCGGGGACUCUAGAGCUGUCAUUAGCAAAAAUGGAGUGGCGAAACAAUUAUCGAUAGAUCAUGAGCCUAGUAAGGAGCGAAGUAGUAUAGAGGACAGAGGUGGCUUCGUAUCUAACUUUCCAGGCGAUGUUCCUCGUGUUGAUGGGCAACUAGCAGUAGCCAGAGCCUUUGGUGAUAGGAGUUUGAAGAAGCACCUUAGUUCAGAACCAGACGUGUCGGUUGAAACCAUAAGUGAGAGUACAGAUUUUCUUAUCUUAGCAAGUGAUGGCAUAUGGAAGGUUUUGUCAAAUCAAGAAGCUGUGGACUGUAUUAAGCACACAAAAUGUCCUCAAACAGCGGCAAAGCAACUUACUGAAGAAGCACUUGCAAGGAAGAGCACCGAUGAUAUAUCUUGUGUGGUUGUAAAGUUCAGAUGAUCUAGUCAGAUGAUUUGGAAUUUGUGCUGUUGCGAAGAUCAGUUUGGAAUUUGCUUGAAUUUGGGCUUGUGAAAUGUUGGCGCAGGAUCAUAGCUUCCGUAAUCAUUUGUCUUAACUCUAAGAAGCCUCUUAUGGAUGCUGAUUCUUGUCUGAUCAUUUGUAUGUGCCUCAACAGACUUCUUCUUCUCAAAGUCUACAUACUUGGGCAGUCCUUGACCUGCAUCUACAGACAGUUUUAUCAGGCAUUAGUUCUUGAGCAUGGCAUCAUGGCGAACCUUUACAUACAAUUCGUGCUUUCGAUUAGAAUGAGCCGUAUUUGUUUCAUUUGCAUGAAGGAAUAUCUACUUGACUCAAAUCUUUAAUACAGUCUUACAGAGUACUUUCUUGUACAUAUGCAUGGUUAGUGCUAAAUUACGCAGAGUGUGCUCAUGAUGAUGGAUGCUUGUAAAAACAUAGAACAAUGCAACUAAGAAACCGAACCUGUGUAUGCAGUUGACAGAAGUGAUGCGGAGAUAACUACGAGGAAGAAGAGGAGACAGAGCCUUUUUAGAAGCACCAUUUUUGCACUUGAGAGAAUAUACAUGGCAUUACAUUUACUUCAAGUGUCCAAGGCAUUAUUGGAGUUAUACCUCAAAUUGAUCCGAUUCGUUCAACAAUUUAUUAUAAACAAAUACAAUAGCUAGCUGCUAUGCUUUUUAUUAGAAUUCAAAGUUGAAAAGGCAAGGAAAAGCACUUUUGCUGUUGUUGGAGCACUACUAAGUCUUAGAGGUCAGUGGAUUGAUUAAGUUAACAGUAAAGUGAUAUGAACCCUCGGAUUUAAGUGGCUUAAAUAGUUUCUUGAUAA